Molecule: messenger RNA, 753 nt
Organism: Fusarium fujikuroi IMI 58289
Lineage: Eukaryota; Fungi; Ascomycota; Sordariomycetes; Hypocreales; Nectriaceae
Exons: 2
Coding region: 1-753 (250 amino acids)
Source: RefSeq, a predicted model, not a curated record
AUGGAGGACGAUAUCCCUGAAGGUUACAGGCCAGACCCCCCCGGCAACAUCGAAGCAAUAUGGCACAAAAGCCAUACCCCGAUUUUCGAUCUCUAUCCGUACCCAAACAACAAGAGCCCCAUCGUCCCAUCAACAUCAAAACUAGAUGAAGACUGGCUUCUCGCGGCCACUAGCAGAGCACGCAUCUUCAAGACCCUCAGCAGCAGCCCCAACAUCCGGGAAUGCAAGGACGAACACAUCCAAUUCUUCUUCUGGACUGCUCUUGACCGUUCAAACCGCCGUUACAAAGAUAUCCACUCUCCCAACGCACAGCUCUGGGACUUCCACGAUAUGCACGAGACACAGCAAGCCCAUGAAGAUGGUCUGUGGCGCGAUGUGCUUCUCAGUUCGCCCUGGUUUGACUGUCCUAUCUUUGAUGACUUGCUGCACAAGCCACAAAUAAGGAAUGACCCGGGUGGAGAGAAGCACAGAAAGGUUCGCGUGGUGAAGCGAAACCCACAUUUUGUCGAAUUGGAGGACGAGUUCUUGGAGAGAUGGUGGCUCAAGGCGGCGAAGUUGAAGUUGAGGAGAUUUGACAAUGGGGAUGCGGUGUUGCCCAUCACGGCACAGAGUUACAUGGAUAUGUACGGGGAGAAGGCCAUGAAAUGGGAUAUUGAAGAGGAAGAUGAUGAGAGUGAUGAAGUGACAGAGACCGCAAUUGGUGAGGUUAUGCAGAGAGAAGACGAGGACGCUGAUGACGAAGAGUCUAUCUGA